Messenger RNA from Aspergillus campestris IBT 28561, 1796 nucleotides. RefSeq names its product cytochrome P450. Gene Ontology annotation, molecular function: iron ion binding; monooxygenase activity; oxidoreductase activity, acting on paired donors, with incorporation or reduction of molecular oxygen. Bases 219 to 1697 code for a protein of 492 amino acids. The transcript is spliced from 6 exons. The record is from RefSeq and is a predicted model, not a curated record. Lineage: Eukaryota; Fungi; Ascomycota; Eurotiomycetes; Eurotiales; Aspergillaceae.
UGGAACUAAGGAUACAGACAGAACAGAACAGGCCUCAACAAAGACAAAAACAGCAUUACAAUGGCCCAGACGCCCACCCUUUUCAAGCCCUCAAUCGCCAUCUCGCUAAUAAUUGCCUUCCUCAUCCAUGAUAUCCUCCUACCACAGCCACGCAGUUUGCACCAUCCGUGGAAGCGACAAACACCGACCAUACAUACAGCACCCAACACAGCAAGCAGAUGAUGACAGGCACCACCAUGGAAGCUCUCACCAGAGUACUAGCCCAAAGCCCAGAAUGGCCCACCCGCAGCAUUAUCGCCCUCCUCGUGACAGUCCUCGCGUACAUCAUCACCAUCGCGCAUCGACCACCGUCUCGCUCCCGCGACGACCGUAGUACCCCCAAACCACUCGCCUCAGGCUACUGUCCUUCCUUCCUCAGCACGUGGCGCUUCUUUAACAACCGCCACGGCUUCUACAACGAGGGCGUGGCGGCCUCGUCCACCGGCAACUUCAGCCUCGCUGUGGGGCCGCAUCACCUCGUCGGGCUGUCUAGAUCAGCAGGUCGAGAAGCGUUCUUUCACCGCAGAGAGAUGGAAAUGGUUGAGGGCUUCACCGUCUUCUUCCCCACAGUCGACCCCUCCCAGAUUGAGCCCUCCACCGGCUGGCAAGGAUACCAGAUUAACGCGCACAUCAUGCGAACUAUGCGCACUGAGAACAUUCGCCGGUGUCUAUCAUCUAUGCUAGCGUUCGCUGCCAACGCCGUAACCGCACAGUCAGGGACGAGUACCCUCGUUGAUCCAUUCGACGUCGCGGAUCGGCUGGUAUUUCAGUUUACGAUGAGCGCGGCGGGGUUUGAUGAUGUGCGUGCUAGUUCGCCGUCGCUGGCUGGUUUGGGCCCGGCUCUUCUGCGGAAAAUUGAGGGCUCGACGAGUGCUGGGAGGGUACUUGUGCCUUGGUUGCGGACGCCGGGGUAUCGGCGGCGGGUGGCUGCUAUUCGGGAACUGGCUGGGUAUUUGGGAGAUGCUGUGAGGGGGUCGGGGCGGAAGUACCUCAUGGCCACGCUGUUCGCCGCUCAAAUCAACACGCCCCUCAUGGCCGUCUGGCUUCUUGUCUAUCUCUCGGGCAACGCAAACUGGAUGGCGCAAGCGCGAGCGGAAAUCGACGCUGUACUCACUCGUUAUCGCUCAUCUCCACAGGAAACACCGGUUCACACCCUCCAGCGCACCCCCCUCGAAACGUGGGAGUCCGACUUCCCUGUGCUCGACCUAUGUCUGCGCGAGUGCAUCCGCAUGCACCUAACAGCUACCACGUACCGGCGGAACUGCAGUGACAGGGACAUUCCCAUCGGAGAGACAGGAGAGGUGAUCCCCGGUGGGUCCUACGCAUUUUAUAUUCUUGAAGAAGCCCACGCCAAUCCCGCGGUUUAUUCCGACCCUGGGACGUGGGAUCCGGCGCGGUUUUCACCGGGCCGGGCGGAGGAUAAAGGCACGCCGUUGGCGUAUUUGGGGUGGGGCGCGGGACGGCAUGCGUGCUUGGGAAUGAGGCUGGCUAAGCUUGAAGUGGCUGUCGUUGUUGCAUCCUUUGUGGCUGCCUUUGAUCUGACGUUGUGCGACCAAAUUGGUCGUCCGAUGGAUCGUGUCCCAAAGGCGAAUCGGUAUUCCAAAUCGGCGCAUCCGCCGGCGGAAGAGGUGCGGCUAAGGUGCUGUGCCCGGAGUUGAUCUGUCUCCGCGAUGGCUUGAGGCGCAUUGUGUGGAUGAUGUCUGGAGAGGCACGGAUCCCGCUGGGUUAUUGAAUCCAUGUUUCAAGAAGUGUGGCUG